CCCGACGAGCAGCUGCCUGCGUCAGUUCAAAAUACGCGCAAUUUCUAAGCGAGUUCGUUACCGAGCCAAGCGCGAUCAGUUAACCUAGAAGCGCGCCACGCCGAGGAAGCAGGUUAGCACAAGAAGUGCCUUCCAGUGAUCGAGCUUUCGUCGGUUUCGUGAAUUCCGCCAGUUUCAACGAGAUGACGGACCUGACCGAGCUAAGGAUGAACGUGGCCGCUCUGAAGAGGGUCGACCCCUACGUCAAGGAUAUCAUAGAGACCGCUACCCAUGUAGCCCUUUAUACAUUCAAUACCGAGAACAACAAGUGGGAGAAGACCGAUAUAGAGGGCGCGCUCUUCGUAUAUUCCAGGAACGGAGAGCCCUAUAACAGCAUCCUCAUCAUGAAUCGGCUAAAUACGAAGAACCUCAUGGAGCCAGUCAUGCAGGGCCUAGAUUUGCAGCUGCAAGAGCCAUUCUUAUUGUAUAGAAACUGGAAGUGCAACAUUCAUGGAGUCUGGUUUUAUGAUAAAGAAGAUUGCGUGCGCAUAGCUACGAUGCUGCAUAAGUUGGUUAAGGAGCUGGAGGAUGACAGAAAGUCGACGAGUAAGAGUCUGAUGAAGUGCAAGAAGAAUCUCGGACCUGAUAUGAGUAACGUCGAUAUAUACAGUAUGCUAAGUAAGGCUCAGGAGGAUUUUAAUAUCAGCAAGGCAAGCGAUAGAGGAGGAGGAACGACAGCUGAGAGCAAACCUCUGGUUAAUACUAUCUUAGGGGAUAGUACCUCCAGCCCGCUGAAUGCUCCUUUGGGUCCUGACGUUACGUCGCAAAGCGUAAUGGAUUUCUUUGCAAAGGCUAAGGUUAACCCAGUGCACUUCAAGCCUGGAGAUCAACCAGCCCCAGGAAACGCAGUUACUCUUCCAGAAACCAAGCCUCUCCUGGCUCGCUUAAUGUCUCACCCUGCAGCUCACACUCUGGAGCACAUCGAAAAACAACAGCGCUCCACAACUCCACAGCCAGUGCCACCUUCGCAAGUGCAGGCUCCACAGCCCACUCCCCUUGGCACCAUGAACAACGUGGGCUCUGCCUCUAACAGAUCAAAAAGGCGAACCAGAGCUCCUUCGCAAUCAGAAACCGUUGGAACCAAUGCAUUACUGAGAGAGCUGCCGGCUCACUUUAUGAAUCAGUCGGUUACUCAGAGUGCCAGUGACUCAAAUGGCUCGACCAGUUUCCUCAGGAUACUGACACCCACUACAAACGUCGGCACCACUAUGACCAACCACCAGACCUCUGGUCUCUCCAGUACGAACAGUGGCAACCCUUUCGCAACCCUCUUUGCACAUGCAACCAUCCCUACGAGCUCCGAUGACGUGGUUGGCUCUUCGCUGUCAGGCUCUGGGUCUGCUCCAGCUCUGAUGCCCCCGGUGAUGUUCUCCGCACCAAGUCCUCAAGAACCUCCUGCGAGACCCCUCGAGCCCCUGACCAGGAACCAACUUCUGCAAGCCUUCAAUUACCUGCUAACCAGCGAUCCUGACUUUGUGAACAAGCUCCACGAGGCCUACGUCAAGUCCUUCGGCGAGAUCCUCUCCUAGGCCCGGCGCUGGUGGAACCCUUCCCGAAAAACCGAGCCCGUCACACGGGCUGUGAUGGACAAUGGCGGCGCGCGAAUCGCGUUCGCGCGACCAGGUGCCGGAGCCAACACGUCCGAAUCGGUUCCACCACCCUGGACGACGCUGUCGGGCACCUGGGACGCCAGAUUUCGUCCAGAGCCAGACUGAUCGCUUAGACGAGACGCUAGGACACUGAACUACGCUUUGCACGCUGUAAAAAAGAAAGAUGAAGUGGUUGUAGAAAAAAAAAAAAGAGAGAAGGGACAGCGACUACUCGUUAGACUGUUGAGACACGUAGACUGCUCCCGGACUCGAGGAACUUGAGACGACUCGCAAUCGACUUCUUCUUUCUUUCCUUUACAGUGCAUUUACCGUUAAGAAUCCAUUUUCCGCGACGAAGCGGCCAAAACAAGGCCACAGAAACCGAGAAAAUCGUACGGGGAGAAACGUUGGGUCCUCCGGCAGGACUUCGCCUCCGGUGUUGCUCCGCGCGAGUGCAGAAAUCCCCUAGAACGUCGGUGUAUUAACGUUGGAUGCAUUUUCCCUAGUUUUCUUUUCGACUUAACCGAGGAUUCGCGGGGGGUCCCGGGAAGCCAGUGGCUCGGGAGGUUUUUGUUUUUUUACAUACGAGUGCUGGGCGAAAGGCGGCACACGGAGCCGUGGGCGAAGCUACCGUCGGACGUGUCGUACGAUUCUAAACUGUGAUGCCAAAUCAAUUAUAUAUUAUACAAAGUGGAGAGGAAAACGCUCGUGGUUGACAGAGGGAGAGAAUAAGCGCGAUCGGGUUUCGGUGGAAGAAAAAUGUCUAUUUUAUAGAGUAACGACACACCCUCUCACAUGUUCGGUGUCGACACGACACUCGCGUAUCUUGCGUUUGUCCCUGCGAGUGGAGAAGCGUGAAAUAAACGAAAAGUACGAGAUCUGCUGGAGUCACAAGGUCAUAUUGAACAUUUUUCUUCCGUUCCGCAGUAAUUUAAUUUAGGAAAGUGCCCCGUUGUUAAAUAUGGAAAAUCUGGAAGAUCUAGAAAGCGGAGUAGUUGGCCCGUCCUUCCUCGGUGAACGGUCCAGAUUUAAUCCGCCGUUAUCCGUUCUAAUUUCUGCUUCCGGAUACCAGGCGAUUCCGACGAGACGAGAGUUUAAGGGGCAUCGGACACGCGAGGCCAAAUCCCUCGCGAAGGAGAUCCUCCAAGUAACGCAACCGGAUGCACCGCAACGUCGUGUCGAAUAAACAAACGGUUUAUUUAUUUUUCCCAGCCGAACAAGCUUCCUCUCUCGGACGCUCGCUUCGAAUCGAAAUAUUGUGGGAAAUUAUCGCUAAUAUUAAUAAGGGGGAGAGACAGCAAGUCGUGUGUACAAUAUUUACAGGAAGAACCACGUCAGGGUAGAGACGUGGAACCUCCCGAGCAGAGGCCACUUCCGUGAAAAUGUUUUAGAAAAUCUGCCCCCCCGGGGGAGAACGGAAAAGUGACUCUUCGAGAGUCGCUUGAGAGGCACUUCCAAGGCACGCGGGUGGUGCCCUGCUCGAGAGGGAUGCGUGGGGUUACGGUUUCACGACGAUAUAUUUAUAUUUAUAUUUAUAUAUAUAUAUAUGUAUAUAAUUUACAAAUUGGUCGCUCCGUCAUUAGAUUCACAGCCAAGUGGAGCCGCGCUCCGGCCCGCUAGCUUUCCUAACAGACUUAAUCGCUACCUUACGGGGUCGAGCGUAUAAAAAAUAUAUGAUUUCCAUCAGUCGAGGACAGCGCGAGCGGUUCCGCACCGUCGAGAUGAACGUCUAGAUGACGAAUCGUCCAGCUCCUCGCUAUAUGCUAAGUAACAGUAUCUUUACAACCGACCGCAGCCGCAAUAAGGCCCAGAAAUUUGAGAAUCAACCCCGGAGAGAAUCUUAUCUCGAGUGAAUCGCGAACGACCACCAGGGCGCGGUGACGAGUCGCUGCUGGCCCCUGGUAAGAGAGACAAUCGCCCUUAACGAAGCAGCUCCUCUGUUUUAGGACCCGUCGUUCGAGAGAAGAAAGGAAAUACGAAAGCAAGAGAGCUGACGGGACGGGAAGUGUCGAGUCUUUGGA
Orussus abietinus is the source of this 3649-nucleotide messenger RNA. RefSeq names its product mRNA-decapping enzyme 1A (gene DCP1). The record is from RefSeq and is a predicted model, not a curated record. Gene Ontology annotation, molecular function: mRNA binding; enzyme activator activity. Gene Ontology annotation, cellular component: P-body. Gene Ontology annotation, biological process: deadenylation-dependent decapping of nuclear-transcribed mRNA; positive regulation of catalytic activity; deadenylation-independent decapping of nuclear-transcribed mRNA. The transcript has 4 exons. The coding region runs from base 183 to 1568 and encodes 461 amino acids. Lineage: Eukaryota; Metazoa; Arthropoda; Insecta; Hymenoptera; Orussidae.